AUGGCCUCUCAGCAUAUGACCAAGGCUGCUCCUCCAUUGACACCAACCUUCCUCGUUCUGACGUUUCCGGCCCCUCGUAUCGUCCUCAUCCGCAUGAACCGGCCUGCGGCCCUCAACGCUAUGUCAACUGCGGCUCAGUGGGAGAUGGAUGCCAUCUGGAAGUGGUUUGAUGACGAGCCAACGCUCUCCGUCGCCAUUAUCACUGGUACGGGCCGCGCGUUCUCUGCAGGCGCCGACCUCAAGGAUUGGAACAACAGCAUGGACAGCAAUGCUGACCCCAGCAAGAGAAUGGGCAAUACGCCCGCGUUCACCCCAUUGAGUCGUCGCCUGGGCAAGAAACCCGUCAUCGCAGCAGUCAACGGCCUCGCCAUGGGGGGCGGCUGCGAGUUCGUGGUCAAUUGUGACCUGGUCAUUGCGGCUGAGGAGGCCGUCUUUGGACUGCCUGAAGUCAAGCGAGGCAUUGCGGCAAUUGGAGGUGCGCUACCUCGCUUGAUACGGACUAUCGGCCUCCAGAGAGCAAGCGAAUUUGCCUUGACCGGAAGAAACGUGACGGCCAGGGAGAUGGAGGCAUGGGGCAUAGUGAACAAGGUUGUGUCUCGAGAAAGCCUCAUCGAAGAGGCCGGUUUCUGUCUUUCGGCAAUUUCCGCCUACAUCUUUCUUAUCUUGCCAACUAAUGUCCUGACGUACAUCAACGCCGACAUUGGACCGAGCCCCUACAUCUCAUGGGUCAAUAUCGCCAGGACCCUCGGCCUUUCUUUCUGCUACACCAUUCUCGGCCGCCUUUCAGAUCUCUUCGGUCGAAGAUGGUUUUUCAUCGGCGGAAACUGUGUAGCCCUAAUCGGAAUCAUAGUUUGUGCAGCUGCGCCGAAUGUUAACAGCCUCAUCAUCGGUGCCGCGAUAUAUGGUGUCGGAGAGACUGUGCAACUCAGUUUCAACGUAGCCAUCGGCGAGCUGGUGCCAAACAAAUACCGACCCAUGGUGCUUUCGUUUGUCUUCCUGACCAAUGCGCCCAUCGCCACCUUUGGUCCCAUCAUCGCCCGCAAGUUCGUGAACACACCUAGCCUUGGGUGGCGCUGGUGCUUCUACAUCAAUAUUAUCUGCGUUGGCUUAACAAUCAUUUUGCUGUACUGUUUCUAUCACCCGCCCACGUUCAAUCUAUUGCACGAGCGUAAGACCAAGAGACAGCUGAUGAGGGAACUUGACUAUCUCGGGAUCUUCCUAUGGACGGCGGGUCUGACCCUUCUCUUGAUGGGUGUCUCCUGGGGUGGCAACAUGUACCCCUGGAAAUCAGCAGCAACGAUUUCGAGCCUGAUCAUCGGCGCGAGUCUCCUUGUGGCGCUAUUCUUUUGGGAGGGCUAUGCGGACCUGAAAUAUCCUGCCAUCCCCAUCAAGUUUUUCCUUAAUCGUGGCUGGUUUAGUCUGGUCAUAUGUGCGACCGUCGCAAGUAUGUUUUACUACUCGGCUGUCCUGCUCUGGCCUCAACAAGUUCAGGCACUGUACACGCGAGAUAUCACAUACGCUGGAUGGCUUUCCACCACCGUGGCGAGCUCUACAGCACUCGGGCAAAUUGUAGCUGGCGCCAUCGUCAAGUGGGGAGGCAAUGUCCGGUACUGGAUCAUCUUCUCGACGUUCGCCAUGGUGGGCUUCGUAGGCGCUUUAGCGUCCCUGACCCCUGAGACGAAGAACACUGGAAUCGCCCUGACCAUCAUUGGUCCUUUCUUUGUCGGUUUCAUUGAAUUAGCAGCUCUGGCCCUGGCACCUCUGUAUUGUAAGCCGGCAGACAUCGGCCUUGCGUCGGGUCUCUUGGCAUCGAUCCGGUCAGCAGGAGGUUCCGUCGCGGUCGCCGUUUAUACGACCAUCCUAGCUAACCGACUCUCGACGACCAUCCCAUCGAACAUCGCCGGGCCAGCGAUCGAGGCUGGUUUACCGGCGGACCAGGUUGGUGCUCUAGCCGCUGCUGUGCGCGCCGGUAAGAUGGCCACUUUUCCAGGUAUCACCGACUCGAUUCAGGAGGCUGUGCGGUCUGUUCUGCCUGUAGCCUAUUCACAGGCAUUCAAGACGGUGUAUCUGGCAAGCCUUGGGUUCGGUGGCAUUGCCAUAGUCGGUUGCCUAUUCUCGAAGGACGCGCAGAAGCACCUAACAGACCGUGUUGAAAGGCGAAUGGGAGAUGGGAAGAGGAAGCCAGAAUUGGAGGCGAAAACGGUUGACGAUGAUCCUCGUCGGGAAUCAAGGGAGAUCCAGGAAGGUGCCUAG
Messenger RNA from Verticillium nonalfalfae, 2253 nucleotides. RefSeq lists its product as uncharacterized. The coding region runs from base 1 to 2253 and encodes 750 amino acids. Gene Ontology annotation, molecular function: catalytic activity; transmembrane transporter activity. Gene Ontology annotation, biological process: transmembrane transport. The record is from RefSeq and is a predicted model, not a curated record. Gene Ontology annotation, cellular component: membrane. NCBI's taxonomy places the organism in Eukaryota, Fungi, Ascomycota, Sordariomycetes, Glomerellales, Plectosphaerellaceae. The transcript has 8 exons.